GUCAUUUGCUAUUAAAUUAAGUGGAGGCCGAAUACGAAAAUGGUUUCUUCGAAAACUUGCAUCUGUGUCUUGAUGACUUGCUCUCUAGCUUUGGGCUUCCGUAUUGAUUCCAGAGAGAAACGACAAAUACCAGAGGGUCCGUGGUCUUCAAUAACGGAUGGUUUUACUAAUGGCAUACAGGACUCGGGAGUUGAACAAGUUAAGGAUCAGAUUACUACUGGUAUACAGGAACCACUAGGAUCUAUUUCAGGACUUAGCAGCGGAGGUGACAUUGUUCCAUCGGUGGUUGGUGGGAUAACAAAUAGAACUGAAAAUGCUUUCAAAAAUACUAUUGAUGAACAAACGAGUUCUAUAAAAGAUGGAAUUGAAGCCAUUAAUGACAAAAUUCAACAGAAAGUACAAACUGCUGCUGGAUUGUUCAAAACUGCCAUUGAUUUGGCAUUGACAGUUCCAAAAUUCAUUAGAAAUUUUAAAGAAUAGUAAGAAAAAUCUUACACUUAACAUUUAACCGUGUAAAAUCUUUAUUUAGAUGCAAAUAAAUGUUGGAGAAAUAAAUUAAAAA
Copidosoma floridanum is the source of this 562-nucleotide messenger RNA. RefSeq lists its product as uncharacterized. Lineage: Eukaryota; Metazoa; Arthropoda; Insecta; Hymenoptera; Encyrtidae. The record is from RefSeq and is a predicted model, not a curated record.